ACGGCUUCCGCGGCCCGAGGUCUCCCUCUGCCCGAGGUCUCUAGCGCUCCGAGAGCUCCCGCCGUCCGAGUUCCCCCGUGGCCCGGGGUCUCCGCCCCCACCAUGCGGCCGAGGAGUCCUGGACUUCUCCUGCUGCUGCUCUGUGGCCUGCGAGCUGAGAUUCAAGAAGAAGAAGUCAGAGCGAUGGUGGGCAGUGAUGUCUGGCUCAGCUGCAUUUACCCUAAAGGAAACAGCUUCGAUUUAAAUGACCUUUAUGUUUACUGGCAAAUCAGCGUGCCGGGCAAACGGAACACCAACUCCGUGGUGACUUACUACCUCUCAGGAAACAGCUCUGCCGGCCACGGUGACAACCACUACAAGGGCCGGGCCCGGCUGUCCCUGGACGGCAUGAAGCAGGGCAACUUCUCUCUGCACCUGCACAAUGUCACCCCCCAGGACGAGCAGAAGUUCAACUGCCUGGUGUUUCGGAAAUCCUUAGAAUUAGAAAAGAUUUUGGAAGUCACGGUCACGCUAAACGUGGCAGCAAACUACAGCAUGCCAGUGGUCAGCGGCCCAUCCCAGGACGAGGAGUUCAUCUUCACGUGCACGUCCACGAAUGGCUACCCACGGCCCAACGUGUACUGGAUCAACAAGACGGACAACAGCCUGCUGGACGACACCCUGCAGAACAGCACCGUGUCCCUAAACGCGCGGGGCCUGUACAACGUGGUCAGCGUCCUGCGCAUCGGGCGGAGCCCCACCGUCGACGUGGGCUGCUGCAUCGAGAAUGUGCUUCUUCACCAGAACCUGACCAGCGGCCAGACAGAAACGUUCACGGGAACCAAGGACAGCAUCACAGAGGACCCAAUGGAUGACACCCAAGAUGCGGUGAACCCGCCUGUUCUCAGCGUCCUUGCCGUGCUGGUCGUGGCCGUGGCCAUGGCCGUGGCCACGGGCUGGCUGUGCAGGAGCAGAUGUCCCUCCAGAAGCUACGCAGGCGCCCAGGCUGCGAGGCCGGAGCUGGAGCUUACGGGUGAUUCCGGGGCACGCGGCUGCCUGGUGCCGCAGCAGAUUCCCUCCCGAGGCCACUUUCAGAUGAUGUGGGACGCAGCUUGCCAAAGAAUCCGGGCCUGCUGACCUGAGAGUCCGACGGGGCGCCCGUCUGCAGGCGUUUUCAACCCUGUUUUCACCGUCCUGGUUCCUGAGAGGAUGAGUGUCUGCUUCCGGAGUGAGAAUGAGCUGACUCCGCGCACGGCCCUCUCCCCUCUUUCCUUCCAAGAGCACGUGUGACGAGAGCUCCCCCAGGACGUGCCACCAGUGGGGACGUAGGACGGCAGCUUGAGAAUUGACCCUGGCAGGCUGGGCAAGGGACACCAUCUGUGCCCGUAUUGGGGCUGCACGCACACUGGGCCACCUGGCCUUGUGGGGACACGCGGGCGCCCCCUGGAAGGACCACGCUGACCCCAGGGAGCACGUGGCGGGCACUGCCCUGAUCCCAGCGGCCCUUUCAAUAGGUGGGCAACUCCUCGGGGAUACACGUGCCCCCAAGUAGGUGGGCUCCCCACCUUCGCUGCCAAACACAGAACAAGAAAAGGGCUGUGACGGCUCCUUCCCGCCGCCAGCCCCCGAGAACCUGCAGCGCUUCUCAGCAGCCUGGACCGGACGGGCUUCUGAGGCCGCUCUCUUCCGGGAUGACCUGUGCCAGGCCGUGUUCGCUCCAGGUGCAGGGGCCACGCGCUGACUCUGCCGGUCAGUCUCCGCCCCGAGGACCCGGCGUCUGUGCACACGUGUCCUGAAGCACUGAGCAGUUGGCACCGGAAAAACCCCUGGAAUUCAUGUCCCUCCAGAAUGCUCCCUGGGAGGAAAACCCGACCUCAUUUGUUUUGGUCAAAAGCUAGGUUUCCCUCCUCAAAAACACAAUGAAAAAAAAAACAACAACAACGAAAAAACACAGUGGAAUUUUGGGAGAAGGUCUGUGCUGGGCGGUGCAGCUGGGCAUGGUGGCCCGGGGCUCAGGCUCCGCUGCAGGGGACAGGCAGGCAGGGCUGGGACACACGUCUCCAGCAGACACCGGCACGGACAGGUGACAGUCACAGUCCUUCAAACCGGGGCCGUGAGUGGACGGUGGGCGGCCUUCCGGCCGCAUGGCAGCCUUUCUUCAAACGCAGCAGCAAUUCCCUCGAAUCUUGCUGGACAGCCCCUGCCGGCCCCGCACCGUCACCCAGGGCCCCUCGCGGGCCUCCCCUGGGGACCUGCACAGUCAUGACGGAGACUUCACCUCACGGGCCGGGUUCCUCGGAGCCCGCCAGGCCCCCUGGGUGACUGGAGUGGGGCGGUGGCCAAGUCCACGGAGGCGGCAGCCCGACGCCCUGACCCUGCCCAGGCGGUUUCCACGUUGAUUCCUGGAUUGCAUCUAGCACUUCACUGUUUCCAGAAGGUUCUGCAAAGGUGGCUGCCAGGUAACCCCGGUGGGCAUGCCCCCAGGAAACGGGUCUGUUGCCCCUGGGGACAUCAGCACCGACGGGCACGUGAGGCCUGUGCUCCCCAGACCCAGACUCGCAGCAAACUUAAUGAGGCCGGCUCAGCACGGAGCCUGAGCCAACAGUGUCCCAGGAAACUGUGCAUGUGUUUUUGUCUGUUUCUGUACCAAAGAGCCUUCACGUGGCUUUUAAAUAGGUGUUAUGAGGGAGCCACACGGACUUUAGCAUGAAAGCAUUAGAAGACAAGUGUGGUUCCUCAAAGAAUGACAGAAGGUGACUCGUGGCACCACGAGCAAGAAGCCCGAGGGGCCCUUGAGUGCAGCAGGUGGGGUGCGUCAGGUGGUCGCAGGCCUGUCCCCAGUGACUGUGAUGUGACACCAGGACGGGUGCACCUCGGGGCCUCUCCGCCGUCCUGCCCGACCCUGAGAGGCCCCUGGAGAUGGUCGGGGCGGGGGUCUCAGCCCGGCAGGACGGGGCAGCCGCAGGCAGACCGAGUGUGCUUCCAGCUUUCCUAUCAGAAGGGGUUUCCUUCUUGGGGAAGCGGCUAGGCCGGCCUCCCGCUCCGGCCCCGUGACGCGGCCGCCCGGGGCCCUCCCCCGUCGCGCUUGUGGGCUCUGCCUGGGCCCCGGGCUCCCGGGCGGUUGAGGCCAUGCCCUCCAGGCUCCGGACCCUGAGUCAUCAUCUCCCCGCUGGGCCCCAGCGGACCCUCGCCGCUCUCUCCGGCCUCUGGGGCCACGGGGCACUCUGCCCAGCUCGUACGGGUCACCCUUGGCCUGUCCCCCCUGGGGGCCGCUGCUUGUUCCUCACGCUGUGUCGUGGACAGCGUGCGAGCGCCACGUUUUGACGUUUCUGGAAGCCUGGUUUUGGAGAAUACAAGCAGUCGGCGUG
Messenger RNA from Balaenoptera ricei (Rice's whale), 3347 nucleotides. RefSeq names its product inducible T cell costimulator ligand (gene ICOSLG). The transcript is spliced from 7 exons. The coding region runs from base 103 to 1116 and encodes 337 amino acids. The record is from RefSeq and is a predicted model, not a curated record. Lineage: Eukaryota; Metazoa; Chordata; Mammalia; Artiodactyla; Balaenopteridae.